Cordyceps militaris CM01 is the source of this 1551-nucleotide messenger RNA. Its product is annotated as jumonji domain containing 5. Lineage: Eukaryota; Fungi; Ascomycota; Sordariomycetes; Hypocreales; Cordycipitaceae. The transcript has a single exon. Gene Ontology annotation, molecular function: 2-oxoglutarate-dependent dioxygenase activity. The record is from RefSeq and is a predicted model, not a curated record. The coding region runs from base 1 to 1551 and encodes 516 amino acids.
AUGAGUCCAGCUCCUUUUAUGUGGCCUGAGCUUAGAAAGCUUCUCGACCGCUUUUGUGACGGCACAACCAAGGUAGCGGAUGCAACUAACGAAGAACCAGCCUUACCCAACCCCCAACCAUUACCAUUCACGACCACCAGAGCGAUGGACGCUCUUGAUCGCGGAGCCAUGACGAGCCUACUUAACACACAAGCACAUCGUCUACUUAACUUACACGAAGUUACUACUACCGGAACCGGCCUGCUCAACCCGGCUUGCGAGCAGAUACCUCGCCGGCUAAAGGAUCUUGAGCUAGCAAGCCACUCUCGCAUCUACGCGUAUCGCUUCGACCAAGUACCGUCCUUCUGGGGACAAAUUUACUCCGACGUGCAGGUUCUUAGUGCAUUCCAUUUCCUCCUCGAACAACUAAAGAGGCAGAGCCCACCAGAGCAGUUCCAGGCGUUCCUGAAGGCACUGGACGAAGUUGUCGCCUGUCUUGAUCGGUCUCUUAUCAUUACUGGUGGGUGCGGGAUUCUAAAAAACACUUGGAUCGAGGGAACGUUCAAAAUCAUCUCCGCGGCCUGGAAGCCUUAUGCAGUGUACGGUCCCGACGUCGAAUUUUCCACCAAGGAACCAUACGGUCGCCCGCCGGUGACGAGUCCGUGUACGAGACGUCAAGGCUGGACUAUGGACAAGUUUGAGAGGUACAUGAGCAUAGGCCAUUCGCUUACCGUGGAAACUGGUCAGAUUGGGAUUCAGCCUAUUGUAUUUACAGAUUUGACGAAGGACACAUGGCCUGCCAUUGUGGAGCGAAGAUGGUUCCGGCCGAAUUACUUGCUAUCCCACACGGUGGGCGGGCGAAGGCUAGUUCCCGUAGAAAUUGGGUUAAGUUAUGUCCAUUCUGACUGGGGUCAGCAGCUUUUGUCCUUCAAAAACUUUCUCGUUGGAUAUAUUGAUAACCGCCUCACUGUUGACCAUGCGGUAUGCGACACGGCUGAGCCUAUUCCCAUGCUCUCUCGCGUUCCGGGCUACCUUGCGCAACAUGACCUCUUUCGGCAAAUACCUGCCCUUCGCAACGACAUCCUAGUCCCCGAUUUUUGCUGGGCCACUGUUCCCGGCCACCCAUUGAACAAGGACAAGGUGAGGCCGAAGCUCGAGGUGCCGGCGCUCAAUGUCUGGUUCGGUUCCGCUGGCACCACCACGCCCCUGCAUACCGACUCGUACACCAAUCUCUUGUGCCAAGUCGUGGGCACUAAGUAUGUCAGACUUUAUCCUCCUCAAGCGGAUAAGUACAUGCGGCCAUUCAAGAACAACCCCGAGGGCGCCGACAUGAGUAACACAAGCACUAUUGACCUAGGCGCGGUCUAUGGCUGGGACAAGUGCACAACCGACGACAUGUCAAGUGACGGGGAGGCUGCUGAACUCAUAGAGCAGAUAAAGAAUGAACUCAGUACUGUCGAAUACUUUGACUGCAUUCUGGAACCGGGAGAUACACUGCUCAUACCCAUCGGAUGGUGGCAUCAUGUGCGAAGCUUGAGCGUCAGCUUGAGCGUCAGCUUUUGGUGGAAUUAG